AUGGAUCUUCCUCGAGACAUCUCACCCAUAACGAAGCAUCCUCAGCCGCAUUCACCACGCAUCAWCAGAUACAACAAUCCAAAUACCCUCAGCUACAUCGUCGACAAGAUACAAGGCGCCUACUUCCACCUUCGCUUCCGCCUAGAGUUUUCUCUGGGAACGCCUGCGCUCAGCGACGACGCAAUGUCGCAUCAGAUGUGGAAGCCUCCGGCUCAUCUGAACCCCAGCCGCGAGCCGCAGAAGAAUAACAAAACUACAGCCAAGUCCGCCAUGAAGCUCCCAACUGCCGAGCACUCGUCUCCAGUGGUGAGAGCAAUGCAGCGUGCGAAGGAGGAGUCCCGUCGGCCAUCUCAAAGUAAGUCUACCAGUGCGCAAAAGUCUGAAGAGGGAGGAAAGCGGAAGGGAAGUCACGCAGGGCAAUCGGGAGGUUCACGCGAGAAGAAGAAGAAGCCUGUGGCGGCGGUGAAUUGGCAGCCUCCGAAAACUUUGAUGGUUGAGAAGAAGAGUGAGAGUCGUCGCGCAAGUAUGCUUUCUUCGCUGCUGAGCGGAAGUUGGUACUCGUGGGAGAAGAAGGCUGUUACUUUGGCCAAGGCGCAUCGGGCUGCUGAUACGACGAUGGAUGAGCUGGAUGGGAUGUUUAAGCCUACGCUGGAGGAGUUGAUGGGGAGUGAUGGUGAGGAGGACGAUAGCGAGGAUGAGAACUAG
Molecule: messenger RNA, 705 nt
Organism: Ramularia collo-cygni
Lineage: Eukaryota; Fungi; Ascomycota; Dothideomycetes; Mycosphaerellales; Mycosphaerellaceae
Exons: 1
Coding region: 1-705 (234 amino acids)
Source: RefSeq, a predicted model, not a curated record